AGUAUGAGCCAGGCAGGGAAGACCAGAAACCCCUGACUGAGGAAGAGCUCAUGGACGCAACCCUGAAAGCAACAGAGAAAGCUACUGCAGAUGCAGUUCGGGAAGUAGAGAGAUUAACGAGGGAGAAGGCUGAGGCAACUAGGAAAGGGGAAGCAGCAGCCGAAAGAUCUGAGCUGCGGGACAUUAUUGCCAAGGUCCCUGCUGAUGCCCGCGUGGCUGAUGUCACGCGGAAUCUUGCAGAAUUGGUACUGUUGGAAUCCGCUCACAACGGGGAUGUUUUCACAUCCUGGGAUGAACGGAUCUCAUCAGUUGAGUCCCAACUAUCAUCUAUUGACAAAAAGCUGGAAAAGUUGUCAGCAGCAUUCUUCAGGCAUUUCCCUCUUGCUCCUGCACCCUCUCCUCACCCUACUGUCCCUCCUCUUAGCCCUCCUAUGACAUCCACACCACAAUCAUUCCAUCCUGGCUCUCCCAGGACUUCACCAGCUCCUCCAAAAGAGAAGGCGGCGCAGGUCUCUGGGACUGUGCCCACAGGGGAACCGAGUUCCAACACUGUGCAGCAGGAACUGCGAUUUCCCAAGAUGGCCCAGCCUGAGAAGUUCACUGGGGAAGACCCCAAAGUGGAUGUCUCAGACUGGAUAGCCCAGAUGAGGUCUUACCUCAGGGGCUAUACCUGCCCAGAGGUGGACAAGGCACGUGCCACAUUGACCCUCCUGUCAGGGGCCGCACUAAAGUGGGCAACUUCUGAGGCCAGCAAGGCUCAGAAGCAGCUGGAUGAUUGGAUUCAGGAUGCCAUCUUUCAGGGUCUGGAAACCAGGUUUGCUGACAAGGAAAAGGCCCGCAAAGCAAAUGACAAGCUUGUGAGACUAGGCCAAAGCAAGUGGCGUGGAUCACUCUCCAAGCUUUAUGCAGAGUGGGAGAAACUAACCUCCACACCUGGUUUGGAAAUGUCUGAGUAGGACAAAUUGACAUGGUUUGUCAAAGAUGCUCCAGAGACA
Molecule: messenger RNA, 995 nt
Organism: Chara braunii
Lineage: Eukaryota; Viridiplantae; Streptophyta; Charophyceae; Charales; Characeae
Source: the annotation of a GenBank genome assembly